This is a messenger RNA of Notothenia coriiceps (black rockcod), 1446 nucleotides long. It is a transcript of the gene cgref1, whose product is annotated as cell growth regulator with EF-hand domain 1. The record is from RefSeq and is a predicted model, not a curated record. The transcript has 7 exons. NCBI's taxonomy places the organism in Eukaryota, Metazoa, Chordata, Actinopteri, Perciformes, Nototheniidae. The coding region runs from base 286 to 1044 and encodes 252 amino acids.
AAAACGCUCCUCGCGCACUACCGGAAUCUUUGUGUCGGUGAGGACGUGGCGCAGCGGAAACCCCGGAGAGGAGCUGAAUAUACUGGAGACUGAAGAUACAAAGGAGCACAAAGAGGGUCCUGCGCACACUCGCUGACACGACUGUUGUUCCACGUGGCCCCUGUCAUUGACCAAAACACUUGCGCAGUGCAGACCGGGAGGCGCGCGAGCAGGGCGGUGCAGGGCAGAGGUUUCCAGAUGUGAACCUUUAACCUGCCCGGACUAAAGCUUUACCGUUCAUCAACUAUGCAGAGAGGUGUGUUCAUGGAGUCUCACCUGGGCAGGACGACCCUGUGUGUCCUGUCUCUGUUCCUGCUGCUCACUCACCUGAGCCAGGCUGCACCGGGUCAACCUGCGACACAAAGGGAGGAAGCAGUCGAGGCUCGCCCCCCUUCAGCAGCGCUAGCCAAUCCCUUUGGCUCUGGAGAAGAGGACCGCAGAUUGCUGCAAAGUUACAUUCAAUCCAGUCUGAAGGACAGCCAAGGAGGACCCGAAAUAAGCACCUGGGAGCAAGAGGUUUUCUUCCUGUUUGGGCUUUAUGACUUCGACCGCAGUGAGCUCCUGGAUGGCUUGGAGAUGAUGAAACUACUCUCAGACUACAACUCCCAUCAUACACCUGGAGCAAAGACCAAUGUGCUGGUGGUGUCUAUGGUAGACUUUUUACUCCAGAGUCACGAUCUAAACCAGGACGGCCUGUUGGCCCCGUCGGAGCUGCUGUCUCCUUCAUUACCUCACACACAGGACUCCAGCAACAACAAAGCAGCCGAGGAGAAGCUGUCAGACCACGGGACUGACGAGGCAGGAGGAGCAGAACAGAGGGAGGAGGCUCAGCAGGAGGUGCAGCUUCAAGAUGAAGACAAACCUCAACAGGAAGUAAAGACAGAAGAAGAGGAGCUCAUAAAUCAAGUGGAAAAACAGCAAGGACAACAAAUCCCAGAAGCCCCAGCUGCAGAACAUGGGCAGGACCACAAAGUCCCCGUUCAUCAGGGACAACCAGAGAUGUGAACACACAAACUGUGGGCCCCAAGAUUUCUGUUGAAAAAAUACCAAAAUUCCGCUGAGAGGACUUCUGAAUCUGUAUCCCUACAAAUGAUCUUUACCUCGAUUACAAUCCUCGAUUACACUUUCUAAUUCAAUUGAGGAUUUACACGUAGAUGGCUGAUUAAUGAGGAGAUCAGAAUCUGAAAUCUCUUCAACGAGGAAUGUAUUGAAAAGUUCCCUCUCACUGCAUUUGUUUUCUACAGCGAGUAACAAUGACUUAAAAAAAGCUGGAAAAGGGAGAAAAUGACUACAUUUAAAAAAAGCAGUAUUAUUUAUAUUAGUAAAACAGAAGCCAUCCCUAUUAGGCAAAGUACUUAUACAUAUUAUUUUAUUCUACAUGCAAGUGAAACAGUUGGUCAUCUUUUU